Penicillium daleae is the source of this 1503-nucleotide messenger RNA. RefSeq names its product catalase. Gene Ontology annotation, cellular component: cytoplasm; peroxisome; mitochondrion. Gene Ontology annotation, biological process: response to hydrogen peroxide; hydrogen peroxide catabolic process. The coding region runs from base 1 to 1503 and encodes 500 amino acids. The record is from RefSeq and is a predicted model, not a curated record. The transcript is spliced from 11 exons. NCBI's taxonomy places the organism in Eukaryota, Fungi, Ascomycota, Eurotiomycetes, Eurotiales, Aspergillaceae. Gene Ontology annotation, molecular function: heme binding; catalase activity.
AUGCCUGAUCAGAAAUACUACACCCUAGCGGAGGGAUGUCCCUUCGCAAGCAGCAGCACCGCUGUCCUGAUGCGCGGCCAGCAAGGAGGUGGGGGUCUUGGUCUUCUACAGGAUACUCAGCUCAUCGAGACACUGGCACAUUUCUCUCGCGAGAGAAUUCCGGAACGAGUUGUUCAUGCUAAAGCCGUCGGCGCAUAUGGCGAAUUUGAAGCUACGGCCGAUUGCUCAGAUAUCACCUCAGCUAGCUUCCUCAACCAGGCUGGCAAGAAGACUCCGGUUCUCUUGCGUGUGUCAACCGUGGGUCCAGAGUCAGGCUCGGCGGAUACAACUCGAGAUGUGCACGGUUGGGGGAUGAAGCUCUAUACCGAUGAGGGUAACUUGGACUGGGUCUUCAACAACACGCCCGUCUUCUUCAUUCGGGAUCCGAUCAAGUUUCCUUCUAUGAAUCGCUCGCAUAAGAGACAUCCGCAGACUCAUCUUCCUGACCCAAACAUGUUCUGGGACUUCCACGUGGGUAACCCAGAGGGUAUUCACCAGCUUUUGGUUCUCUUUAGUGAUCGCGGAACCCCUCGGUCGAUUCGGUUCCUGAACUCAUACAGUGGACAUACCUACAAGUUCACUAAAGAGGAUGGUUCAUUCAAGUACAUCAAACUUCACAUCAAGACUCAGCAAGGAGUCAAGAAUUUCACUGCCGAGGAGGCCACUCGAAUUGCAGGCGAAGACCCAGACUACAUGAUCCGAGAUAUGUUCGAGGCUAUUGAUCGAGGAGACUAUCCCAAGUGGAAUGUCUACGUUCAAGUCAUGGAUCCGUCCGAGGCGGAAAAGUACCAGUGGAACAUCUUCGACAUGACGAAAGUCUGGCCGCACAAGGACUUCCCAUUGAGACAAAUCGGCCAGCUCACCCUGAAUCGUAACCCCAACAACUAUUUCGCCGAUAUCGAGCAAGCAUCCUUCUCUCCAUCUACCAUGGUGCCUGGCUUUGCGGCGUCUGCCGAUCCAGUUCUCCAAGCAAGACUAUUCGCCUACCCCGACGCUGCCCGCUAUCGCCUCGGUGUGAACUAUCAACAGCUCCCGACUAACGCAGCCAAGGUCCCAGUGUACUGCCCAUUCCAGAGAGACGGCAAGAUGAGAUUCGAUGACAAUUACGGUGGAGAUCCGAACUACGUCAACUCCACUCUCAAGCCUACCAAAUACUAUCCCGAGGUCAAGGGGGUCAAACCCCAGGCAUUGAGCCUGCACACAGAGCAUGAGAAGUGGAUUGGAGAAGUCGCCACUUACACGAGCCACAUCACCGACGAGGACUUUGUUCAGCCUGCUGCUCUGUGGAAGGUCCUUGGUCGGGAACCUGGACACCAAGAUCGGACCAUUGCAAAUAUUGUGUCUAGCCUGAAGGGAGUUAAAUCGGGUAGCCUGCGGAACGACGUAUACGCUCUCUUCGCUCGUGUUGAUAAAGAUCUUGGUGCUAAGCUCAAGGAGGCUACUGAAGCUGCGAUCAAGAAAUAG